CGAAGCUCAAAAUCCGACGGAAAUCAUAUUGACAUAUCCUAUCCCUUUCGGCGUUCGUUCUCCGCUGCCACUUCCCGGCGGUUAUUAGCUCGCCGGCCGCCGCCACCUACCAUCCGGCGCUAAAAAACAAGAAAGUGAAACUAUAUAAUCGGAGUUCACUCCAUUUCCGGACCAAAAACUGAACACGUUGGACUAAACCCUAAAAGCGUCCAGCUUUCCGCCGAUGGCGUCGUCUACUCGCCUCUCCCAGCCGCCGGCUUUCUCCAAAGCCCUACUUUACCCUCUCGCUCGUGACCCAUUCCCCAAAAUCACUUCUUUGCCACUGAGAUUCAAUCGGCAGCUCCCCCGCCACUCCCUUUCUCUUCGCGCGGUCAUUUCCCAAAACCCUGCCAAAACCUCUUCGCUGCAGACCAAUCAGUUUGAGCACUGUUUCAGCAAAUCGUCUGAUGGGUUCCUCCAGUGUGAGAACGUCAAGGUCCAGGAUAUUAUGGAGAGUGUCGAGAGGAGGCCGUUCUAUUUGUACAGCAAGCCUCAGAUUACUAGGAAUGUGGAGGCAUACAAGGAUGCUCUGCAGGGAUUGAAUUCGAUUAUUGGGUAUGCUAUUAAGGCCAACAACAACUUGAAGAUUUUGGAGCAUUUGAGGUCGUUGGGUUGUGGGGCUGUUCUGGUUAGUGGGAAUGAGCUGAGAUUGGCUCUCAGGGCUGGAUUUGAUCCUACCAAAUGUAUAUUUAAUGGAAAUGGAAAGCUGUUGGACGAUUUGGUUUUGGCUGCUCAAGAAGGUGUCUUUGUGAAUAUAGACAGUGAAUUUGAUUUGGAAAAUAUUGUGGCAGCUUCUAGGAUUGCCGGCAAGAAGGUUAAUGUCUUGCUUAGAAUCAACCCUGACGUGGACCCUCAGGUACAUGCAUAUGUUGCCACUGGGAACAAGAACUCAAAGUUUGGCAUCAGAAAUGAGAAGCUGCAAUGGUUUCUGGAUGCUGUUAAGGCACACCCAGAUGAGCUUAAGCUUGUUGGCGCUCACUGCCAUCUCGGGUCAACAAUUACCAAGGUGGACAUAUUUAGGGAUGCUGCAGUUCUGAUGGUCAACUACAUUGAUGAAAUUCGUGCUCAAGGAUUUGAAGUCGAUUACCUAAAUAUUGGAGGUGGUUUGGGCAUAGAUUACUAUCACUCCGGCGCUGUCCUGCCCAAGCCGAUGAAUCUCAUUGACACUGUAAGUAUCUCAUCAUUCAAACAAUUCUGCGCAGUUCGCGAAUUGGUGCUGUCAAGGAAUCUGAAUCUCAUAAUUGAACCAGGGAGAUCCCUUAUUGCCAACACCUGCUGCUUGGUUAAUAGGGUAACAGGCGUCAAGACUAAUGGAACCAAGAAUUUCGUUGUGAUAGAUGGCAGUAUGGCGGAGCUCAUCCGUCCUAGUCUCUAUGAUGCUUAUCAGCACAUCGAGCUAGUGUCUCCUCCACCACCUAAUGCAGAGGUGUCAACCUUUGAUGUCGUCGGUCCAGUGUGUGAGUCGGCUGAUUUUCUUGGGAAGGAGAGGGAACUUCCUACACCAGCCAAGGGAGCCGGGCUGGUUGUUCAUGAUGCGGGAGCUUAUUGCAUGAGCAUGGCAUCAACUUAUAAUCUCAAGAUGCGGCCUCCAGAAUACUGGGUGGAGGAAGAUGGAUCAGUAGCCAAGAUCCGACACUCAGAAACAUUCGAAGACCAUAUGCGAUUCUUCGAUGGCCUGUAAUCUGGAUCGAGCUUCAUGUUAUCAUGGAAAUGGACCUAUGAGAUAUGUAUUCGUCACUUGUAACCUUCGCAUUACCUAGAACAAUUGCAUUGUGGUGUAAACCAUUUGUGUGUUCAUUUGGUCUCUGAACGAAUCUGGGGCAGAAAUAAAAAGGCAAUGCUCUGCAUUAGUACUUGCAUUUCAGACCUGCUUCCCUGCAAAACCCAAGAAUUUGAUCACUUGGGUAUCCCUGCGGUUUUGCUAGAGUAUCAGCCAUUGCUAAACCCGUAAACUCCAAGUAAGGUCGAACUUUUGGG
This is a messenger RNA of Linum tenue, 2016 nucleotides long. NCBI's taxonomy places the organism in Eukaryota, Viridiplantae, Streptophyta, Magnoliopsida, Malpighiales, Linaceae. The record is from the annotation of a GenBank genome assembly.